This is a messenger RNA of Oryza brachyantha (malo sina), 1666 nucleotides long. Its product is annotated as 3-dehydroquinate synthase, chloroplastic. Bases 68 to 1396 code for a protein of 442 amino acids. Lineage: Eukaryota; Viridiplantae; Streptophyta; Magnoliopsida; Poales; Poaceae. Gene Ontology annotation, cellular component: cytoplasm. The record is from RefSeq and is a predicted model, not a curated record. Gene Ontology annotation, molecular function: 3-dehydroquinate synthase activity. The transcript has 8 exons. Gene Ontology annotation, biological process: aromatic amino acid biosynthetic process.
CAUCGCCACCGCCCGCCUCCCGCCGCCGUCGCCUUCGCCUUCGUUGCCCAGCUCCGCCACCCACCCCAUGGCGGCCGCGGCAUCCUCUCUGCUCGCCGCUGCCGCGUCCUCCUCCUGCGCUGCGGCUGCGCCGUCCGCCCGCCGCGCCGCACGCGCGAAUCCGGCUGGGUGCUCCCUGCCCUCGCCGUCUCGCGCCCCCUGCGCCCCUCUCCGCGCUUCCGCGGCGAGGGCCCUCCGGAGCCGUGUCGUCGUCGCAAGCGCGGCUCCCGCUAUGCAGCCGCCGUCGGCGUCGAGAGUCUCCACGGUGGUCGACGUCGACCUCGGCGACCGGAGCUACCCGAUCUACAUCGGCGCCGGCCUGCUCGACGAGCCUGACCUGCUUCAGAGGCAUGUGCAUGGGAAGAGGGUUCUGGUGGUGACCAACACAACCGUCGCGCCGCUCUACCUGGAGAAGGUGACCUGGGCACUCACGCAUGACAACCCAAAUGUGUCGGUGGAGAGCGUGAUCCUGCCCGACGGCGAGAAGUAUAAGGACAUGGACACACUGAUGAAGGUAUUCGACAAGGCAGUCGAGUCCCGGCUGGACCGCCGAUGCACAUUUGUUGCGCUGGGAGGUGGUGUUAUUGGGGAUAUGUGUGGUUUUGCAGCUGCUGCAUUCCUGCGUGGUGUCAAUUUCAUACAGAUACCCACUACUCUGAUGGCCCAGGUUGAUUCAUCCGUUGGAGGGAAGACCGGCAUUAACCACCCACUGGGGAAGAACUUAAUUGGGGCGUUCUACCAGCCACAGUGUGUGUUGAUAGACACCGAUACACUGAACACAUUGCCUGACAGGGAACUGGCUUCAGGCAUUGCUGAGGUGGUGAAGUAUGGUCUCAUAAGAGACGCACCAUUCUUUGAGUGGCAAGAGAAAAACAUGUCAGCAUUGUUAGCAAGAGAACCAAGUGCUCUGGCCUAUGCUAUUAAGAGGUCAUGUGAAAACAAAGCUGAAGUGGUUGCUCAGGAUGAGAAGGAAAGCGGUCUUCGAGCAACACUUAACCUCGGUCAUACAUUUGGCCAUGCUAUAGAAACAGGAAUUGGCUAUGGAGCAUGGCUCCAUGGGGAGGCUGUUGCAGCUGGAACAGUUAUGGCAGCUGACAUGUCUUACCGCCUAGGUUGGAUAGAUGACUCAAUCAAAAAACGGACAAUUGACAUACUAGAUCAAGCCAAGCUUCCAAUUACACCUCCAGAGGCCAUGACAGUUGAGAAAUUCAAAAGUAUUAUGGCUGUCGAUAAGAAGGUUGCUGAUGGAUUGUUGAGGCUCAUCCUCCUGAAAGGACCUCUAGGAAGCUGUGUUUUCACUGGCGAUUACGACAGGAAUGCCCUCGACGAGACCCUUCGUGCAUUCUGCAAGAGCUGAUUCUUCCCGGUUUGGAACUUCAGUACUGUAUACUAAUAGGCUACAUUAUCAUUUCAGAGAGGAGACUGCAUUGUAUAUGUAUGCUUGGGUUUUUUUUUUGACAGAAAUUAAUGGAGAAUGUGGAUAGGGGAUGGUUUCUGGUUGUAGCGCGUAACGAUUGAUCACUCGUGAUACGGCUGUCCCCAUUGACAAGGAAGGUUUUACUGCAUUUUCCUUGUGGUUGCCAAUUCUUUCACCGGAUUUAAUAAAGAUGUUUCUGUUUUCUUUGAA